Messenger RNA from Bradysia coprophila, 1543 nucleotides. RefSeq names its product RNA-binding protein NOB1. Gene Ontology annotation, cellular component: preribosome, small subunit precursor. Lineage: Eukaryota; Metazoa; Arthropoda; Insecta; Diptera; Sciaridae. Gene Ontology annotation, biological process: ribosomal small subunit biogenesis; maturation of SSU-rRNA. Gene Ontology annotation, molecular function: RNA endonuclease activity. The record is from RefSeq and is a predicted model, not a curated record.
AAUGUUGACAUAAAACCAAUUUUGGAACGUCUCCGAAUGUCUCUUUUCCUUCCUUUGGUAUUUGGUAAACACGUGCGCUAUAUAGAAAGAUUCACGAAAUUUAAUUUAAUUUAAAAACUCGGCCUAAGAAAAAUGGAAAAGAAAUUUCACUGUUUGAUUGCGGACACAACAGCGUUCAUUGAAAAUGUGUCGCUUCAGGAGUAUGCCGACUAUGUGAUAACCGUUCCAGAGGUUGUCAGCGAGAUAAAGAACAAAAGACAAUUGAAACGGCUUUGCGUUCUUCCGUACGAUUUGGUGAUUGACGAACCAUCACCUGAAAGCGUUCGUCAUGUUAUUGAAUUUGCCAAGAAAACUGGCGAUUAUUUGAGUCUGUCGUCUGCGGAUAUCAAAGUUAUAGCGCUAACAUACCAAUUGGAAAAGGAACUCGUCGGUGGGACACACUUGAGAACGGAACCGGUUGUCGCCAAGUUAAUAGCAUCCCGAGACAAACCGGCAGAAUUGAUUGAUAGCAAACCGCUGGCCGGUUUCUAUAUGCCACCCGAUAAACAGCAAUUGGAUUUGAAGGAGAAACUGAACGAAGAACUCAUAGAAUUGAAAGAAGCGGGAAAGGAUAAAGAACAAAUUGUUGAUGACAACACGGAACUACAAAAUGUCGAUGACAACACAGGCCCACAAAAUGUUGAUGAUAAUUCCGGCGACAUUGACCUGGAAUUGAAACAACAAAUUGAGAAUCUUCACAUCGACAUGAAAUCGGAAAAAUCUGAUGAUGUGAACAAUGUACUGGUGCAGGUUGAAAGUGCAAAAGAAACUGAGGAAGAGAGUGAAGAUUCCGAGUCGGAAGAAUCCUCUGAAGACGAUGACCCCGACAGCUGGAUAACUCCUAAUAAUCUCUUGGCAGUGAAAAGUUCAUAUGGCAAAGAAUCGGCUACCUCUGAAUCAGUUCGAGUAGCAUGCAUGUCCACCGAUUAUGCCAUCCAAAAUGUCUUGAAACAAAUCAACCUUAACAUUGCUGCAUUGGACGGAAAGAUCAUUAAACAGAUGCUUACCUACAUCUUACGGUGCUAUGCAUGUUACAAGACGACAAGUAUCAUGACAAAGAUAUUCUGUCCGAAAUGCGGUAACAAAACGUUAAAGCGAGUUGCAGUCAGUCUGGAUGAGAACGGUCAACAAGUGAUUCACAUCAAUACUCGCCGGCCAUUAACAGGUAAAGGGAAAAAUACGAGCAUACCGCGUCCACAAGGUGGAAAACAUUCGUCAAAUCCAAUUUUAUUCGAAGAUCAACCGAUUCCAAAGCAAAUGCCGUCGAGGGUAGCUCGUACGAAAACAAAUGCAUUGGAUGAAGACUACGAUGCCGGUUUUUCACCAUUCGUGCGACGAGACGUUGAUUCAAAGUCAGCAUUGCUGAGAGCUAAAGCUGGCGGAAGUAGUAUGCGACAGUGGAUGAGAAAUUAUGAUUUCCAAAACACAAAGCGAAAGCAGAAGAAGUAGUUGCGUGUUCAGAUUGGCAGAUUUUCCAAAUAAAACCUUUUUUUGAACAUUUUUC